UGGUGCUGCGACACCACAUCUGAGCAACUCUUCCGUCCCAUUCUGAAAAAUGGCUGAAGAGGAGGCCGCGCAAACUUCUGUGGGAAUUCUGCAAGAAAUUUACACUUCCCCUCUGAAUCUCAGUUUGUUGUGUCUUUGCCUGUUUCUGCUGUACAAGAUAAUUCGCGGAGACCAGCCUGUAGACAUGGGCGUGAUCGAAGAGCCGUUACCAAAACUAAAGAAGAGGGAUUUCACGAUAUCGGAGCUGCAAGAAUACAAUGGAACAACAAAUCCAAGAAUUCUAAUGGCUGUCAAUGAGAAAGUGUUUGACGUGACGAGAGGGAAGAAAUUCUACGGUCCAGAGGGUCCGUACGGGGUGUUUGCGGGUCGGGAUGCAUCCCGGGGCCUGGCCACGUUCUGCCUGGACAAAGAGGCUCUGAAGGACACGCACGAUGACCUGUCUGACCUCAACGCCAUGCAGCAGGAGAGCCUGAGCGAGUGGGAGACGCAGUUCACCCAGAAGUAUGACUACGUGGGCAAGCUUCUGAAGCCAGACGAGGAGCACACGGAGUACACUGAUGAUGAGGAGGUGAAGGAGAAGAAGACGGAGUAGGAGAAGACUGAGUAGGAGAAGACUGAGUAGGCCUCAGUGCAGGAGAGAGAUGAAGCUUCAACGUUAAUCCCUGUGAUUCUAUUCUGCUGCCAUUACACACAGUGCUGAGUCCCUUCUUUAUCAGACAGUCACAUCUCCUGUUAUGCGUCUUUCAUUCAACCUAAUUUGCCUUUGACCUCCCAAAAGCUGUCCAAUGGUAGAUUUAGGUUGUGUAGUUGCAGCAAUUUGAGCAUUGCUGUAGUUUCUCUGAGAAUACUGCGUUUGUAGGUGUUGUGGUGGCAUUCAUAGUUGGCAGGUUAUGUGAUGGUUUCGAGUGCUGCAAUACCUGCAUAAGGGAACAUGGCUCUUUUUUACUGUAAUGUUCUGGGUCUGCCCAUCUGUUUAUUUUUGUGAGUAUUCUUUGAAUGAAAAUUACUCAAUAAUACAUAGUUGCUCAAUGUAUUUCUUGGUUGUUAGAAAUAUGAUCAGAAUGGGAAGCACAUUGUUAGAACAUAACAUUCCGUUAACUUGGUUCACAUGUUUUAGCUUUGUCAUUCCUGCACCAGGGUUAUUCCGUUAAAAAUUCAUUUUUUCCAGCACAAAAUAAACUAUUUUGGCCACACUUCAACAAAAAAAAUAAAGCAUACCAUAAAACCAACCAUUCACACUUCCCCUGACAUAUGGGAUGAAUUGACCAGUGAAAUUACUGACGAACUCGGCAAUGAAAUUUGGACCAUUUUCUACCUGAAAAGAUUAAUCUUUAUAGUCGGACUGGUUUGUCUGGAUUCUGUGCUUAUCCUCACCCAGGAGUUGUUUUCCGUCUUGUGAAAAGAGUGUUCUCCUGUUGUGCUCUCUCACCACACAGAUAUUCACUGAAAGAGAAAGAAUCAGUACAAUACUGUAUGUUGGCGCUUACAAAAUCAAGUAAAAAAUCUUCCAGCUUCCUGUCCAAGCCUGUGAAAAUGACUGCUAUCUCAGCUUCAUUUUCAUUUAAAAUAUAUUCCCAACGAUCCCGUUUCAAUGAACAAAUGACACUUUUCUGUUGCAGACCUGGAUGUGUCAUUUUGAUUCCAUUUUAUAAUAAAAAUAUACAGAUUAUUUUGUAUAUUCAGUGCUCCCUUUGUUUGAUGCUUGGCCCUGUGAACAGUUCGUUAAGCUAAAGGUCUUAGCAUGUUCCUGCUGUGUGUGUUGGCACAGAGUUGAAGGUCAUGGCUGGUUCUUGGACAGGUCGGGUCCCUUGCUUGUUUCAUUAGGAGCUUAGACAUGGCUCUUGGACAUUUUGUGAAAUUUUGACGUGAAGUUUGCGAAUCCACUGCGCUCAGUGUAUUAUAGGAUGGGAAAACUGGUGUUCGCUAGCUGUCUGUUCCUUAUUUCUCACAUGCAUUAGGAAUUGCAGCAGCCUGAAGAAAAUGUGAAAUGGACAAUUUGCUGAUAUAAAUAUCUGAAAGGUUCCAGGCUACCAAGCCUUUAACAUGUGCACACCAUAUUGUCAUUACAAAACACCAAAAUUAUAAAAAAUGAAAUAAAAACGAUAUUGGCAAUAUUAUAGACAACAAAAUUACAAAGUAGUCUAAAAAAAUGAGAUUUUCUCAUGAGGGUUGUUGGCCACUAUAAUUAAGAACACGAUGACACAAAAGAUGUUCGCUCUCACAAAUACAAAUACAAUGUGAGCACAAGUCCACACUGUUCUCAAACAUUACUUUGUCAAAGAAUGAUUCAUGGUAACUAGUGGCAGCAACAUUGUGUUUGUGUUGCUGAGUUUGUUUUGUGUUACAUCAUUUGAAAGUGUAUUUGCCAUCGUUCUCCUCUCCGUUUGUAAUCUAAAUGAAAUAAAUAUCUCUACUGUGAACCUUGGCGAGUCACUUUUUGGAUACAUUUGGAAUUUUAGAAACCUGGAAUGUAAAAAAAUAAAUGAACUUUUUUCCUUUUUAAUGCGUUUACUACUUGUUAAUUUUUUAUUUGUCAGACUUAUGCUAAUGGUUAGCUGAAUGCAUUUGCAUUUGCAUGAACAUUCCCAAAAUGAUUCCAUGAUUUGCAUGCAGUUUUUUAUACUCUAUUUUUGGAAAAGCGUUUGAUUGGCAUGUUCAGAAUUGAAAUAUGCAAUAGAUUAAAUAAAAUAAUCAUGGUUAAUGGAGUCUUAAAAAACUUAACUGAAUUUUUGAAUCAACAUUAGUGUUGAGUGCACUAUUCUUAAAGAACAUUACUUUAAAAAGUCACCAUGAUCUGGGGGAAUAGCACAAAAGACUCCCAAUUCCCAUCAUCAGUUUGUCUGCUUUGGGACAGGUCAGUGUUUUACUGGUGUCUCAAGAGCCGUGGUGGCAAAUGAUGUCUACAUUAACACUCCUGUGUGUAUCUAAACUGAAUUAAAGCUACAUUUAAAGACC
Messenger RNA from Conger conger (European conger), 2955 nucleotides. It is a transcript of the gene pgrmc1, whose product is annotated as progesterone receptor membrane component 1. The transcript is spliced from 3 exons. Gene Ontology annotation, cellular component: membrane; endomembrane system. Bases 50 to 592 code for a protein of 180 amino acids. NCBI's taxonomy places the organism in Eukaryota, Metazoa, Chordata, Actinopteri, Anguilliformes, Congridae. The record is from RefSeq and is a predicted model, not a curated record.